Molecule: messenger RNA, 546 nt
Organism: Danaus chrysippus (African queen)
Lineage: Eukaryota; Metazoa; Arthropoda; Insecta; Lepidoptera; Nymphalidae
Source: the annotation of a GenBank genome assembly
AUGUCGAAAAGACGUGUUGGCUUAAAUUUCUUUCUUUUAUUUUGGUGUGUUGAAUUCGUAUCAAUUUUCCAGAAUUUAUUGGCUGACGAUCGUAACAGUUUAUUGGAUGAACUAACGAAAACAAAGACACCAGUAGUUUCAAUUGUUUAUGAUCAUGACCAUGAUAACAAGCUACCCAUAGCCGGGUCCAACGACCUGACUCCCAAAGUACAGCCUCUGGAACCACCUCAUGAUAGAAGAGCUUAUCUGCUUUACCAUAUACUAAGGACCACUCAAGAAACUGAAGGCAUGGAUUCUGAAGCGUUGGAAAAAUUAGAAAAAACAGAAAACAUUCUUCGUGAGGCUUUACGCGUUAGAUGUAACAAUUUAAAUACGUGCGUCAAAAGAUGUCCUAAAAAGAAGACUUAUACUUGCAAACUAUCAUGUCAAGAAGAAUUUGAUGAUUAUGACGUCUGUAACAGACCCAAGAAAGUAUGCAAGAAACCAAGAUGCGGUGUAACAAAACCUCCAUCCUGGCUACUGCGUAAUAUAAAUGACGAUAAAUAA